AUGUCUAUUACCCACAUUGUCCUUUUUCAGUUCAAAGCAGACCUGGCUGCUGAAGUCAUUCAAGCUGUCUGUGAGUGUAUGCUGUCACUAAAAGACAAUUGCGUCGAUCCCACCUCACAAAAGCCCUAUAUCAAAUCCGCGUCUGGCGGGAAGGAUAACUCUCCCGAAGGCAUCCAGAAUGGAAUUACACACGCAUUUGUCAUGGAGUUUACGAGCGCUGCAGAUCGAGACUACUAUGUACAAAGGGAUCCAACUCAUCUAGGAUUCGUCAAGACUCUUGAUGGCCUCAUUGAGAAAGCACAAGUCAUUGACUUCAGCGAUAGAGUUCUUUGA
This is a messenger RNA of Penicillium robsamsonii, 333 nucleotides long. RefSeq names its product Dabb family protein. The record is from RefSeq and is a predicted model, not a curated record. The transcript has 3 exons. The coding region runs from base 1 to 333 and encodes 110 amino acids. NCBI's taxonomy places the organism in Eukaryota, Fungi, Ascomycota, Eurotiomycetes, Eurotiales, Aspergillaceae.